AUGAAAAUGUUAUUAUGCUUAUUCUUAUAUGCCAUAUUUAUCAAUUGCCUAAUUAAGGAAUUUCAAGCAAGCCAGAAUUAUUUAUUUAUUGAAAUAUUUAGUGAUGAAUGGCUAGAUAUGAAAAUUGAAGUAGCAGAAAACUAAGUUAUAAUGAGUUAAAUAGCAUAAGAAAGUACUCAAUAUUUAUCCAUGUAUUACAAACUCAAAAUUGGAUUAUAAUAUAAAUUAGAUAUUUUUCUAUUUCCAGAAAGUAAUGUUACUAUUCAAGAACUCUCUUAUAAAAAUUGUCCAAAUAAUUGUUCAAAUUAAGGAAUCUGUUAAAAUUUGCAAUGCCACUGUCAAACUAUGGCAGCAGGGUAUAAAAUGCUGAUAUAAAUGUAGAGAUAGAUGCCAAUUUGAAGUUGUUUAACUUUACAAUAGGACUCAGUAUUCUGAAAGUCUAAAGCCUCAUUAAACAUUAAUUAUUGCAGUCUUUUAUUAAUAAUCUCAAUUAAUAGAUGAUUAAAAGUAUUAGUUUAUAUAAUUUUGA
Paramecium pentaurelia is the source of this 529-nucleotide messenger RNA. The record is from the annotation of a GenBank genome assembly. NCBI's taxonomy places the organism in Eukaryota, Ciliophora, Oligohymenophorea, Peniculida, Parameciidae.